Nyctereutes procyonoides (raccoon dog) is the source of this 948-nucleotide messenger RNA. RefSeq names its product olfactory receptor 2G3-like. Gene Ontology annotation, cellular component: membrane. Gene Ontology annotation, molecular function: G protein-coupled receptor activity; olfactory receptor activity. The transcript has a single exon. Gene Ontology annotation, biological process: G protein-coupled receptor signaling pathway. Bases 1 to 948 code for a protein of 315 amino acids. The record is from RefSeq and is a predicted model, not a curated record. NCBI's taxonomy places the organism in Eukaryota, Metazoa, Chordata, Mammalia, Carnivora, Canidae.
AUGCAGAGCCUUGGCAAGGAGAACCACAGCUCUGUGUUUGAGUUCAUCCUCCUGGGCUUCUCCAGUGACUCACAUGUCAGAAUAUCCCUGUUCUCCUUCUUCCUUCUCCUCUACCUCAUCACUCUUCUGGGAAAUGGACUCAUUGUGACCUUGAUCUACCUGGACUCACACCUCCACACGCCCAUGUACUACUUUCUCAGUGUCCUCUCUUUGGUGGACAUGAGUUAUGUCACUACCACCAUGCCCCAGAUGUUGAUUAAUAUGGUGUGUCCAAAGAAAACCAUCUCUUGGGGAGCUUGUGUAGCCCAGAUGUUUAUCUUCUUGGUCUUGGGCAUUGCUGAGUGCGUCCUCUAUGCCAUUAUGGCCUAUGACAGGUAUGUGGCCAUUUGCUUUCCCCUUCAUUAUCCCCUUCUCAUGAGCCGCCCCAUUUGUAUCAAGAUGGUCAUAGGUUGUUGGACCAUUAGCAUAGCUGGCGCCCUGAUCUAUACUGUCUUCACCAUGCAUCUGCCUUAUUGUGGUCCCCACAAGAUAAACCACUUCUUCUGUGAGGUCCCUGCCGUCUUGAAGUUGGCCUGUGCAGAUACAUCUUUCAAUGACCGCUUGGACUUCAUCUUGGGAUUCAUCCUACUCUUGGUCCCAUUCUCCCUCAUCCUGGCCUCCUAUGUCCGAAUCUUUGCCUCCAUCUUAAGAAUCCACUCAUCCCAAGGGAGGCUCAAGUCUUUCUCCACAUGUGCUUCCCACAUCACUGUGGUUAUCAUGUUCUAUGGGCCAGCCAUGAUCAUGUACAUGAGGCCUGGCUCCUGGUAUGACCCAGAGCAGGACAAGAAGCUAGCACUGUUCUACAAUGUUGUCUCUGCCUUCCUCAACCCCAUCAUCUACAGCCUCCGGAACAAAGAUGUAAAAGAGGCCUUUCUGAAUGUACUCGGUAACAGAAGGACAGCUCAGUGA